GCUCCGGCUGUCUGGCCGCGGCGUACCCAGAUCGCUUCCGGUUGGUGCUCAAAGACCACGAGCUGCGAUUGGGCGGCCUAGACGGGGCACUUCCGGUGCCCAGGUGCUUGGGUUCUUGGCAGGAGGAGGAAGAUGGACCCCGGCGCCGCGGCCCGCGUUUGGUCUCUCCUGUGGCUGCUGCUGCGCUUGCUUGGCCCGGCCUCCGCUAGCGGUCCUCGCACCUUAGUGCUGCUGGACAACCUCAACCUGCGGGAGACGCACUCGCUUUUUUUCCGAAGCCUGAAAGACAGGGCCUUUGAACUCACAUUCAAGACCGCAGAUGACCCCAGCCUGUCCCUCAUUAAGUACGGGGAGUUCCUCUACGACAAUCUCAUCAUCUUCUCCCCCUCGGUUGAAGAUUUCGGAGGCAGCAUCAACGUGGAGACCAUCAGUACGUUUAUCGACGGGGGAGGCAGUGUCCUGGUGGCCGCCAGCUCAGACAUUGGCAUUUCUUGUGCAGGUGACCCUCUUCGAGAGCUGGGCAGUGAGUGUGGGAUUGAGUUUGAUGAGGAGAAAACAGCUGUCAUUGACCAUCACAACUAUGACAUCUCAGACCUUGGCCAGCAUACGCUCAUUGUGGCUGACCCCGAGAACCUGUUGAAGGCCCCAACCAUUGUCGGGAGAUCAUCUCUGAACCCCAUCCUCUUUAGAGGUGUUGGGAUGGUGGCAGAUCCUGACAAUCCUUUGGUAUUGGACAUCCUGACGGGCUCUUCCACCUCUUACUCCUUCUUCCCGGAUAAACCUAUCACCCAGUACCCCCAUGCAGUGGGGAAGAACACCCUGCUCAUUGCUGGGCUCCAGGCCAGGAACAACGCCCGGGUCAUCUUCAGCGGCUCCCUGGACUUCUUCAGCGAUGCGUUCUUCAACUCGGCAGUGCAGAAGGCCGUGCCCGGCUCCCAGAGGUAUUCCCAGACAGGCAACUACGAGCUAGCUCUGGCCCUCUCCCGCUGGGUGUUCAAGGAGGAAGGGGUCCUCCGUGUGGGGCCCGUGUCCCACCAUCGGGUGGGUGAGACAGCCCCACCCAACGCCUACACCGUCACUGACCUCGUGGAGUACAGCAUUGUGAUCGAGCAGCUCUCAAAUGGCAGAUGGGUCCCCUUUGACGGUGAUGACAUUCAGCUGGAGUUUGUCCGCAUCGAUCCUUUUGUGAGGACGUUCUUGAAGAAGAAAGGUGGCAAGUACAGCGUCCAGUUCAAGUUGCCUGAUGUGUACGGAGUGUUCCAGUUUAAAGUGGAUUACAACCGGCUAGGCUACACGCACUUACACUCUUCCACUCAGGUGUCGGUGAGGCCACUGCAGCACACGCAGUACGAGCGCUUCAUCCCCUCGGCCUACCCCUACUACGCCAGUGCCUUCUCCAUGAUGCUGGGGCUCUUCAUCUUCAGCACAGUCUUCUUACACAUGAAGGAGAAGGAGAAGUCUGACUGAGAGGGCGGAGCCCUGGGACUCCUUAAGACACGCAGAUGGGGGUUAUGUAGGAUUGGGUCUUCCUUUAUGGUGUUUUGUUUCUUGUUUUUUGUUUUUUAUAAAGCUGUGUGACCAUGACACAACCUUACCUCAGGGGGAGAUGCAGCAUUGAGUACCAAGGGGUGGGGGCGGGGGACUGAUUUUUAUGUGUGUUUUUCCACCUAACGCUAAGUGGUAUUUUUCAUAUGUGGUCACAUUCAUUUCUAAGAUAAACAUUGCCCUCCAACUUCGUCUGGCCCGUGUGCUUUGCUGUGGUGGGGAUGCUGUUCAGUAAUGGUGAGACACAAAUCAGUGUUGCAUUUCCCUUAAGCAUGAAAUCCUAGAACUUCGAGGGAGAGGACAUGGUUAAUAAUACACUAAGGUGUCUGACUUUCCAAUAGGAUUACAGAGUUGACGUGUAUGUUCACUUUGCUUUAAGCAGUAGUUGAAUUUCUAAAAAGCAUGUGUAAAAUUUAUGUGAAAUCCCUUCCCCAUUGUUGAUCUCUACUCACAGAAUUUUCCUGGCUUUAUUAGGUUGUAAGAAUCACUCUUAAAGCCACAUAUUCAAUUCAAAGCAAAUGUGUUCUUCAGUUGUAAAUGUGCAUUUAAUUCUUCACAAUUCCUGUAAGAGAUGCUAGUCAAAAGGCAAAUCAAGUAAAACAACACACUGUUAAUUUCCAUUUCAUCAUUGCUUCUAGCUCUGUUAGACUUGAUUCAGUAGCUGGAGGAAGCUGUGCGGAAGUGCUUCCUCAGAGACACCGCCCCCCCCCCCCC
Neomonachus schauinslandi (Hawaiian monk seal) is the source of this 2259-nucleotide messenger RNA. RefSeq names its product dolichyl-diphosphooligosaccharide--protein glycosyltransferase non-catalytic subunit (gene DDOST). Gene Ontology annotation, cellular component: endoplasmic reticulum membrane; oligosaccharyltransferase complex. The transcript has 11 exons. Lineage: Eukaryota; Metazoa; Chordata; Mammalia; Carnivora; Phocidae. The coding region runs from base 133 to 1467 and encodes 444 amino acids. The record is from RefSeq and is a predicted model, not a curated record.